Molecule: messenger RNA, 5099 nt
Organism: Phalacrocorax carbo (great cormorant)
Lineage: Eukaryota; Metazoa; Chordata; Aves; Suliformes; Phalacrocoracidae
Source: RefSeq, a predicted model, not a curated record
GCCCGGUGCGGGCACCCAGCGCGGCGGGGGGGGCGGCCGCGCCCCCGGCGCGGAGACAAAGCCGGGACCGAGCGCUGGAGGCGAGCGGCGGGGCCGGCCCCGCUGCGCCCACAGGCGGGAGGCUGCGGCGGGAGCUGAGCUGACUUUGCCGGUGGCCCCUCCCCACCCCGCGGCAAGGCUGUAGCCGGAAAGCACCGCGCACUGAUAAACCAGUUGCUGACCCAGGCAGCAGCCCUGCGGGGUGUGCUCAGGGGAUGCUUGUGUCCCCAUAGUGCUGCUAAAUCCGCUGCCCCCGUCGGGGUGUUUUCCUGCCUGGGGAAGUGCUGCUUCCAGGGGAAACUCUGAGCGGCUGCGCCCCUUGCUCAGAGCCGCGUGGACAGUCACAAGCCGCGCGGUCACAGCCCCGCCGUGCCCCGCUUUCCUCCCCGCACUGCCGCUGCCAUCCCGGGAGCACCAGCGGGCGCCGGAGCCCCGGGUGGAGCCCGGGACCAUGGGGAGCAGCAAGAGCAAACCCAAAGACCCCAGCCAGCGCCGGCGCAGUCUGGAGCCCACUGACAACACCCACCAUGGGGGCUACCCAGCCUCGCAGACGCCCAGCAAGGCAGCUGCUCCCGACGCCCAUCGCACCCCCAGCCGCUCCUUUGGGACCAUGGCCGCCGAGUCCAAGCUCUUCGGAGGCUUCAACACCUCCGACACAGUCACCUCGCCGCAGCGUGCCGGGGCGCUGGCUGGUGGAGUCACCACCUUUGUGGCCCUCUACGACUACGAGUCCCGUACCGAAACGGACUUGUCCUUCAAGAAAGGAGAGCGCCUGCAAAUCGUUAACAACACGGAAGGUGACUGGUGGCUGGCUCAUUCCCUCACUACAGGACAGACGGGCUACAUCCCCAGUAACUAUGUCGCGCCCUCAGACUCCAUCCAGGCUGAAGAGUGGUAUUUUGGGAAGAUCACUCGCCGGGAGUCUGAGCGGCUGCUGCUCAACCCUGAAAACCCCCGCGGGACCUUCCUGGUCAGGGAGAGCGAGACCACAAAAGGUGCCUACUGCCUCUCCGUCUCUGACUUCGACAACGCCAAGGGCCUCAACGUGAAGCACUACAAGAUCCGCAAGCUGGACAGUGGUGGCUUCUACAUCACCUCCCGCACCCAGUUCAACAGUCUGCAGCAGCUGGUGGCCUAUUACUCCAAACAUGCUGAUGGCUUGUGCCACCGUCUCACCAACGUCUGCCCCACUUCCAAGCCCCAGACCCAAGGCCUCGCCAAGGAUGCCUGGGAAAUCCCCCGGGAAUCACUGCGGCUGGAGGUCAAGCUGGGGCAGGGCUGCUUUGGAGAGGUGUGGAUGGGGACCUGGAAUGGCACCACCCGGGUGGCGAUCAAGACACUGAAGCCUGGCACCAUGUCCCCAGAAGCCUUCCUGCAGGAAGCCCAGGUCAUGAAGAAGCUCCGGCACGAGAAGCUGGUUCAGCUGUACGCCGUGGUUUCGGAGGAGCCCAUUUACAUCGUCACCGAGUACAUGAGCAAGGGGAGCCUCCUGGACUUCCUGAAGGGCGAAAUGGGCAAGUACCUGCGGCUGCCCCAGCUUGUGGAUAUGGCAGCUCAGAUCGCGUCUGGCAUGGCCUACGUGGAGAGGAUGAACUAUGUCCACCGGGACCUCCGGGCAGCCAACAUCCUCGUGGGGGAGAACCUGGUGUGCAAAGUGGCUGACUUUGGCUUGGCACGUCUCAUCGAGGACAACGAGUACACUGCUCGGCAAGGCGCGAAGUUCCCCAUCAAGUGGACAGCCCCCGAAGCUGCUCUGUACGGCAGGUUUACCAUCAAGUCAGACGUAUGGUCCUUCGGCAUCCUCUUGACCGAGCUGACCACCAAGGGCAGAGUGCCAUACCCAGGGAUGGUGAACCGGGAGGUGCUGGACCAGGUGGAGCGGGGGUACCGCAUGCCCUGCCCGCCCGAGUGCCCCGAGUCCCUGCACGACCUCAUGUGCCAGUGCUGGCGGAAGGACCCGGAGGAGCGACCCACCUUCGAGUACCUGCAGGCCUUCCUGGAGGACUACUUCACCUCGACAGAGCCCCAGUACCAGCCUGGCGAGAACCUAUAGACCCGGCGCUCCUCCUGGCACCAGGGAUGCUGCUGUCCUCGCCAUGGGGCACUGAGGACUGGGCUCCCUGCCGAGGGGCCGUUUUUUUGUGGAGCAGCCCCGGAGCAGGAUGGGGCAUUGCCUCUGGAUGCAGCCAGGGGAGGUGCUGGGCUCCUCUGUUGCUCAUUAAGACUUCUGGCCCGUGUUUAACGAAGCGGUACUGUCCCACUGGCAGGAGGAGCCUGCAGGCACCAGCGGAGCCAGCUUGGGAGGGCAAGCAGAGCAUCUCCCACUGAGAGACUUGGCUUUUGGGAGACCUUUCCCCCCUAGCAACUCUGGGGUGAGCCCAGAGGAAUUGGGGGACAGCAUCACCCCACCUCGGACACACGGCCCUGGUCUCCUGCACCCCCUUUUUAAAUCAGCACAAAUUUCCCUGCCCCUUCACCCUCCCCACCAUCCCCCCCUUGGCUCUGUUUCUCCCAAGGGUGCUGGCAGAGAUAUUUCACCACGGGGAAGGCACAAUCCCUGGCUGGUUCGGACACGGUGAUGUGCCAGGGUGGUGGUACCAGCAGAAUGCUGGUGGUCCCCCUUCCCUGGGUGUCCCUCCAGCCUUGUCAGCUAGCAGGCACCAGGAGCAUGAAAUGCGGCUGCUCAUGGCUCUGGUAACCAACACCAUCCCAUGGGAGCACCUGGCUGCACGUUUGAGUCUUCCAGUUGUGUCUGUCCCCCCAAGGGACAUGUCUCGUCUCUCCUAGGAGCAGCACUGGGGGUGUGCCGGCAGAGCCCUUGCCCUGCCUGCAGCCAGCCCUGCUGCCUCGGCUGUGCUUUCUCCCACCAAGCACUCCUGGUCUUCCACCUGGCCCCCUGGGAGGUGCCCCACAGCCCCCCCGCGCCUCCCUCCCCUGGCUCCACCACCAGCUUUCCCACCAGCAGGGUCCCCCAGGCUCGCCCUGCCACCAAAUCCGGUGCCACUGUGGGGCUUGGGUGUGUGGCACGUGUGGCUAUUCAGGGUGUGGGAGUGUUUUGAGGGAACUACUCAUCUUUCACAGAUGUUUUUGUCCACUUGGUACAUUUUUAGCUGCCUUCCCCCCAUCCCUCACAUCUCAACUGCUGGGCUGCAGUCCCCAUGCAGUGGGAGCAUCCCCAGACUUGGGCCACCAUCCUGGAGGAGAGUCCUGGGAAGCACUGUGCUGCACGGGAGACAUUUGCAUCCCCGUCUACCCCCUGCCUGCUCCCAAAAGCCUCAGCUGUGUUUCAGCGGCAGGUGGCUAUCUGUGCCCAGUUUUGCCCCUGCACACAUCCCCUGGGGCUGAACCCCGUGGCCGGUGGGGCAGCACCCAGCCCCUGCACUCUCCCGCCCAGCGCCUGCUUGUACAUAGCCCUCGAGGCAUCCCUGUGCUCUCCCAAACAUUGACUUAGUUGCAUGUGUUGUUUUUCCCCCCCCUUCUUGCAGCUGUACCCAGCUGGAAACCCUUCACUGUGGUGGCUCACGAGGCUUCGCUCCCUCAGCGCUCGGGUCCUGGGCACCCUCCCUUAGAGAGACCUGGGGGCUCUUUGGAUGGUCUCCUGAAUGAGGGGUGGGGUGGGGGCUCAAGGGGUUGCUGCAGGGCAGGGGUGCUGUGGGGCAGGGCACCAUCAGGACGGACCUGGAGAGGGGAGCCAACAGCUUUGCCCUCUGGGUCCUCAGGCAGUGGGCUUUCUUUGCCUCCCCAUCACUUGUGGGAUGGGGUUUCCCUCCAGCACAGCCACCUUGCAGGCAGCAGACCUAAACCGCCUCUCCCCAGCCCCCACCGUGCUGCCAGUGUCCCAUGAAAGCUGGGUGAGAGCCAAGCAUGGGGGGGGAGGCAGCCAAAACCCCCUCCCCAAACCUUUGCCGGAGCAGGGCCCAGGCACACCGCUGCCUCCCACUUGUUCCUGUAGUUCCCCAACCACUUAUUCAUGAACCAAGUACUUGGCUGGUUGGUGGGUCUGUUUUAAUGAGUGCUCUUCAGCAGUAUGGAGAGAUCCUGCUGGCUUGGACAACAGUGACUAGUUUAAUGGAUUUUUUUUGUUUGUUUUUUUUAAACCAUUUUGGGACUCGGAGCCUUUUCUCCCCCCUUCCGAGCAGAUUUGCUGUGCCUGCAUUUCUGUGUUUGGACAGGGACUCGCCAAACCUCGAUGUUCUGGGUCUUUCCAUGUUUGCAUCCCUGGGACGGGCGGCUGCCGCAUCCCCAUUGGCACUGCCACAGAAACCCCAUCCCGUGGCAGCGAUCCGAGGGGUGUCCUGUGCCAUAGCUCUGCCUAAAUUAUACAAAAUCCCCAUCCCCAGGAGAAACCUCUUAAAACCGUAAUGUGUGGAAGCCAGAUUUGAUCUGAAAGCUGGGGGGAGAGGGCAAGAGCACAUGUUAAGGUUUGCCCUUCGCUUGUCUGCAGCACGCACAGAGUCUUGCACGAGCACAGCGGGGUGGGGACGGGCUUUACCCGGCAGUUUCAUUUAGUGGCUCUUUCUGGCAAGUGGCAGAGCAGGAACACACCCUCGGCUCAAGGAACACCCUGGGCUGGCUUAAUUCCCCGUGGGUUUUGGCAAGCUCUGACAACGAAGAGUAAAGCAAUCCCUGAGGAGCUCCCCUGCACAUGCAUGUCUACGUGUCUGUGUGUCCAUGCAGCAAUUUUGGUGGGACCCAGCAUCUCCUGUCUUGCCACUGCAGCCAGCACGACCCGGAGGCCCUGCGGCUCAAGAGCCUCUCCUCUAUCACCAUUGUCGUCUGCCAAUUUAGUUUUUAAGCCAAUAAACUCUAGAGGGGGACCCCAACCAAGGAUGCUCUUUGGCUUCCCGGGGUCAAUAGUGCCCUACAAGUUAUGCUCCUCUGCUGUUUCCAUUUUUUAAAACAGUGUUUUGUAAGAUCUCCAACCGACUAUGCAGAGAACAUGUGGAUCUGUGUCUCUCUCCCCAGCUCCCCUCUCCCCCCCACCUGCCUUUUUCAGUGUCAAAGUAAAAUAUUUAGCUUUUUUUUUUUUUUGGAUAAUAAUAAAACUUUGGAAAAAAGAA